Aspergillus wentii DTO 134E9 is the source of this 501-nucleotide messenger RNA. RefSeq lists its product as uncharacterized. Bases 1 to 501 code for a protein of 166 amino acids. The record is from RefSeq and is a predicted model, not a curated record. NCBI's taxonomy places the organism in Eukaryota, Fungi, Ascomycota, Eurotiomycetes, Eurotiales, Aspergillaceae. The transcript has a single exon.
AUGUCUGAAAAUCUGACAGAGCGUAUCACCAAUCCCAAACAUAUACAAGACCUCAAGAUUGACCUUACCAGCCUUAGCAAUGCAUCUGAGUCACCAACCCAAAGGCAACCAAUAGAACUGGUUCUCUUACAGCCCCUCUCUGACCCUGACUUGCUCGAAGCCUGCCGAAAUCCGGAUUCGCAGAUACGUCGCAGACCGAACGGUGUUGUCUGCGGUACCUCCAAUCAAGAAUUCCUUGAUAUAGGGCCCCUCAGUAAGGCUUGGAGGGAGGCACUGUUGACAAUCCCACCCAUCUCCAACCUGGUCUUCAAUCUCGCUCUGCCUAAAGAGGCGGAGAAGAGGAAUGGUUCAUUCCAGAAAGUGUACUGGGUCACUGCCAUGCCCCAAGAACCUAGCGUCGGUGUUCAUUUACGAGAUGCCAUGGCUCUUGUCAUUACUAUCGCGACGGAGAUGAAAAUCCGGGUAGAUGGUGACGUUUUUUUUGAGGCGAUCUACGAAUGA